AUGCCCGGUGUGCUGCCGCUCAUCGGCCCAAACUCAAAUGCCUCGCUUGAGGUGCAGCGCUUCGGUGCCGACUUUUUAGCUGAGAUGUUUGCUUCGCCAAUGUGGUCUGCAGAAGCGAAACAACCCAUAGCAUUGCUGGUGCUCGACACGCUCAAGUACUACUUGGAGCAGGUGCACGACCGAGGCGUCACCAAAGGCGCAGUGCAGGCGGCAGCUUCCGUCUAUCCGUUGGUUUACAGGCACACAAUCUCCGAUCCCAACGACAAGCAGCACUGGAAGACCAUGACCGACAUCAAGUCUAAUAUAUUAAAUCGAAUGGAUACUGCCCCUCCAGGCGUCCGGAUAUGCUGCGUCAAGUUCGUACAGCAGGUGGUGCUCGUGCAAACACCUGGCGUGAUAGAUCCUAGGGUGAUUAUGUCCGUAUCCCGCUGCCAUACGCAGUCCACUCACGCAAUACAGCGACCCGACCACAGCGACGUCUCGCUCGCACUCGUGCCCCGCGAUCAUCCGUUGUUGACCUACGUACACCUCGAAGCUGAAGGGCACGGAUUGCUAGAUCGAUUACUAGAUAUCAUACAUGGAGAUCAUAGGUCAGAUAGCAUGGCAUCGGAUGGCGGGACAUAUCUGACAGGAUACAGUGAUGCUCUGUUGGUUACCUCUGUGCUCAACAGCUUAGGUGUCUUGAUUUAUCGACGGCCAAUCGCCGCCAAUAAAAUCCUGAACAGCGUGCUGAACUUCAAUCCCCUAAAGUUAGCGAAUUCGCCCAUGACACCUAAAAACAAGGUCAGCAUGAAGGCUAUAGAACGGACGACACGAGCUCUGCUUGUAAACAUCCUGAAGAGGAAUACCACUGAGCGGCCAAACGACCCUAACAAUGGUCGAAUGCAGCAUUUCCUGGAACGUAUGCAUCGUAUGCGUCAGGAUAUAAUGGAGGAGACCAGCCGCAAGCGGCCUGCUCCUGUUGAGCCUACUGACGGUUUAGACCCUGCAAAGCGACAGCGUUUGGGAGCCGAUGUCCCAUCGCCCGCUGUACCAGCAGUAGCCCCUCUUCCUCCUGGUCCAGUGAGCUAUCGUCAACUGUACACCAUAGAUCCUGAGAACGCUGCAGCGAACUUUGACGUGAAGAUGUUCCAGGACCCUGCGCUUGUCCAGCAGAUCCUCAUCCCAAUUCUGCAGUCCAUUGACGAGAAGAAACUUCUGGAAGCUACCAAUAUCGUUCGCAGCCGAUACCUUUCGCUCAGCCAAGCCAUGGCGAAACAACAACCUUCCGCAGCUGCAGUCGAUGAGGACGAGUACGAGCCGGACGACUAUGAGCCUGAGGACGCUGAACAGGUAGCAAACAGGCUUGACAGCACCGGCGACAUCACACACGUUGCACCAGCAGCCUUCAAACUGCCCGAGGUUCCGCAACUGACACCAGGAGAACUCCAGCAACACGGUGAGCUCGCGAUACGGCGCACGUUCGCGUUGAUAGGGGAGCUCGAAGACAAAGCAAAGGGCACAAAGGGUGGAUUCAAUCGCCUCGCAGCAAGUGACUUCGGAAGGGACGCAUGGAUCACCAUCGCAGCCAGGCUUGCAACACGGGCGAGCGCUGGUCUCGAUGAGCCGGAUGAUGGCAUCAAAGACGAGUACGCUGUAAAGAACGUGGAGGGCAGUCUUUCAAUCAGCGACACGAUUCGAGAUCUUCUACACGACUACGUCAUCCGCGACUGGAAGAAACGCAUCGACGUCGCCAUGUCCUGGCUCAACGAGGAAUGGUACAACGACAUGAUACUAGCUCAAUCCGCAAAGCCCUCGCCAAAUUCGAAAACAAACGGAGUCGGUCCACCAAAAGGCAACUACCGCCCGAAUGCUCUCCGCCUCAUCGACGGCAUUCUCCCGUACGUCGCGCCCUCGGAUAAGGGCCUUAUUCGGUUGUAUUCCGAACUCCCCACCCUCGACUAUGAGAUGUUGUCCAGGUUGAAGACGAUGGCGCAAGACCCGGAGCGCGUUGGUCUCGCUACGCAGGUGCUGCAGUAUCUGUACAUGUUCCGGCCGCCUGUCAAGGAAAUCGUGGUCAGCAUCACCGCGGAGCUGUGGAGGGAGAAUGAUCGCGCGAAGCCAAAGUGCGGGGCGCUGUUGAAGGUGUGGAAGCCGGAGAUUCUGCAGGAGGUUGAGGGAGUUGAGGUGAAGAAAGAAGAGACGAACGGAGUAGCGGAGGUGCAACCUCCUGCGUGA
Messenger RNA from Didymosphaeria variabile, 2217 nucleotides. RefSeq lists its product as uncharacterized. The coding region runs from base 1 to 2217 and encodes 738 amino acids. NCBI's taxonomy places the organism in Eukaryota, Fungi, Ascomycota, Dothideomycetes, Pleosporales, Didymosphaeriaceae. The record is from RefSeq and is a predicted model, not a curated record. The transcript is spliced from 4 exons. Gene Ontology annotation, cellular component: mRNA cleavage and polyadenylation specificity factor complex.